AUGUCGAAUAUACAACGCCUUCCAGCGUUCCUACCUUUUCUAUUUUCGCGAGGUUGGAAGCCAGAAGCGAAUGACGUUAUUAUUCCAAUAGUGGGCCGAGCUGGUGUAGGAAAAAGCACUGUAAGAGCUUCAUGCUUCAACAACCUUUUCUAUAUGAAUUUGCGGCUCCAGUUCAUUAAUCGGGUCGCAGGAAAGGAGGUAAUACCCGUCCGUCACGACCUUACUACGUCGUCCCACAUGGCCAAGCUCCUCCCAGUCGUUAUCGAUUCUUCACAAAGCGAUCUUCUUAAGGACAGAAGAUUGGUUCUCGUGGACACCCCUGACGUCGAUGAUGUUAAUACCCUGCGUGACAUCGGUUCCUGGCUUAAAACUAUGUACGGUUCCCAAGACAGUGAUGUGCAUAAAGGGGAGACGAAGCUCGCUGGUAUUGUUUACCUUCAAGACAUAUCAUCAACAUGCAUGUUGGGGCCAACUAUGAAUAACCCCCCAGUUAAUGUCUUUCAGACACUGUGCGGCAAAAACGCUCUGGACUGUGUGGUUCUCUGCACGACGAAGUGGUCGGAUAUCUACCAGAAGGACGGAGAGAGUCGGACUGAGCAGCUCAAAGACGAUUACUGGAAGGAGAUGAUGGAUGGCGGAUCGACCGUCCGGAAAUUCGAGGAUUCUCAGGAAUCUGCCUGGGAUGUGAUUGCACCAAUAAUCGCAGGCGUUGAAAUAGGAAAAAUGGAUGCUCUUCAAAUACAAGAGGAGUUGGUGGAAGCAAGGAAACUUAUUCCUGACACCGAGGUGGGUCGACAGCUGCGAUAUAGUCUGGACCAGUUGUUAAAAAGCUUAAAACAAGCUUCUAGCAAGGAUCCCUCUCAGCGCAAGGAGCUUGAUGCUCAAAUCGCUGCCAUCCGCGAUCAGAUCAAAAGAAUGCGUGUUCCAGUUACCCUACGCAUCUUGAGAUUGCUUGAUCUUAGAGUCGACAAGAUUCUAGACAAAUUCAUGUUUAUGAAUGCCACUACGCCGUCACCCUCUCCCGGUAACAAUUUCCUUGGUACCAUUGGCGGCUGGGCUCAGGCAUGGGUGACAACACGUACUACUUUCUUUGAUAUUCAGAAGCUGCGGCGACUCCAACGUGCACGCAUGGAUUAA
Messenger RNA from Laccaria bicolor S238N-H82, 1137 nucleotides. RefSeq lists its product as uncharacterized. The transcript has 5 exons. The record is from RefSeq and is a predicted model, not a curated record. The coding region runs from base 1 to 1137 and encodes 378 amino acids. NCBI's taxonomy places the organism in Eukaryota, Fungi, Basidiomycota, Agaricomycetes, Agaricales, Hydnangiaceae.